GGCGUUCUCUCUCCCCGGGGCGGAAGAGCACGCGCGAGGGGGUUGUACGCGCGUGGCGCGUAUCCGGGAAGGGCUGGCUCCGAGGUGGCAGUGGCGUCGGCGGUGGCGUCGGCGGUGGCGUCGGCGGCGGCGGCGGCGGCGGUGCGGGCCACGUGACCGCGGGCGGGCGGCGAGGCGCGAGGAAUCUAAAUCCGUCGGCGGAGCGCGGCGUCGCGGAAGCAGCGCGCGGCAGUCGAUAAUCGGCCGGCCGCUCGACGACGGACGCAGGCGCUCGAGCAGGCGCCCCAGCAGCAGCAUGAUCCGCGUCGACGAGACCGAUCCUGUCGGCGAGCUGGAGCCGAGCUUCCCGUACAGGGACGUGCAGGUGCGCAAGGGCGUGGACUUCAAGCAGCACUACGACAUCGAGUCGGAGAUCGGCAGAGGCAAGUUCGGCACGGUGUACAGAUGCAAGGAGAGGAGCACAGGUCUGGCGCUGGCGGCCAAGGUGGUGAACGCCGGCAGGAAGGAGGACCGGCGCGCCGUCGAGCGCGAGGUGGAGAUCAUGCGCCGGUUGCAGCACCCCAGGCUCAUCCAGCUCUACGACGCCCUGGAGAACGCCAAGCAGAUCUACGUGGUGCUCGAGCUAAUCGCGGGAGGCGAGCUGUUCGAGCGGGUGAUUGACGACGACUUCGUGCUGACGGAGCGCAGCUGCGCCGUGUUCAUGCGUCAGAUCUGCGAGGGCAUCGAGUUCGUGCACUCGCAGAACAUCCUCCACCUGGACAUGAAGCCGGAGAACAUACUGUGCCUGACCAAGGAGGGCAACCGCAUCAAGAUCAUCGACUUCGGUCUGGCGCGCGAGUGGGAUCCCAAGAAGAAGCUGCAGGUGCUGUUCGGCACGCCCGAGUUCGUCGCCCCGGAGGUGGUCAACUUCGACCAGAUCGGCUUCGGCACCGACAUGUGGAGCAUCGGCGUCAUCUGCUACGUCCUCUUGUCGGGUCUGUCGCCGUUCAUGGGCGACACGGACAUCGAGACGAUGGCCAACGUGACGAUCGCCAAGUACGACUUCGACCACGAGGCCUUCGCCGACAUCUCGGAAGACGCCAAAGACUUCAUCAAAGGACUCCUCGUGAAGGACAUCACAGAGCGGGCGAGCGCCCUGCAGUGCCGCGAGCACCGCUGGCUGGCCCGCGGGACCGCGACCGGCCGGCGGCGGCAGCAACAGCACCUCCGGCCGCAACAGCAGCAGUCGGCGGCGCCGGCGCAGGCCCCGGGCGGCGACGCCGAGCUGGACGCCAGCAAGGACAACCUGCGGCUGUUCGUGGAGCGCUGGCGCGAGCACCCGCACAGCCCGUACGCCGUGGAGGGCGCGGCGGCCGAGUGGCCGCGCAGCGCCUCGCUGCGCGGCGCCAGCAGCCCCUCGCCCUGCGGCAGCGUGUGCAGCGAGGCGAGCGCCGCCAGCGCCGCCAGCGCCGAGUCGCGGGGCGCCGCGGGCGCGCUGCUCGCCGUGCCGGGCCUCGAGCGCCGCGCCUCCGAGGGCCGCGCCACCGACGCGCCCCGCAAGAUCGACCCGGCCGCGCAGAUCCUCCUCGCCGAGGAGAUCAUCCGGCUGUCCGAGCACCUGCGCGCCAUCGCCGGGGGCCGGGCCUGCGAGCCGGCGCCGCCGGGGCCCGCCGCGGAGGGGCCGCGCCGCCCCACCGAGAUCGCCGAGAAGCUGGACGGCCUCGCGCGGCGCCGCCGGCUCAGGGGCACCGCCUUCGCCGGCAGCCGCCAGGCCGGCGGCAGCGCGCCGCCCGAGGUCGACCUGACGCCGCCCUGGCGCCGCCAGGCGCGCGCCAAGCGGCGCUUCGGCGAGACCUGCCGCGACGUGCCGCGGAUCGCCAGGCUGCGCGACCUGCACCGCGGCGUCAACCUCGACGAGCCCGCGAGCACCAAGGACCUGCUGCUGCGGCUGAUGGACGAGUGGGGCGAGCUGGGCCGGCCCUGCGGCCUCGGCGGCCGCAAGAGCGUCAGCCUCGACUGGUUCGGCGAGGAGUCCGUGGCGCGCAAGUCCAUCGACUCGCUGGCCGAGUACUUCCAGGCCGAGCAGCGGAAGGUCCGGCGCUGACAGGCCGCGCGCCCUCGCGAGAUCCUACCCCUCCCCCGCCCUCCGCCCCCCGCCCCCACCCGUGCUCGUUGUCGACAUUCCUGCGAUCGGUCCUGCUCGAGUGCCACUUUUUUACAUUGACCGAUGCGCGCGUGCGAGUGUGUCUACGUGUGUCGCCUUCCGGAAAUUGACGGCCUGUCCCCCGCACCCCUUCCCGUCCCCUGUACAUAUAUCCGUGGGUCCUGUACGCGAAAGCAACGGCUUAUUUUUGUAAUACUGCGACGCGAGCUUCUCUUCCCUCUCCGCGGUUUAGCGUCGGACGAGAGGCUCGCCACUCUGCGCCCCUUUCGUUACUCGUUGUAGACGCCGAGUCUGCGAGAUGUAAGAAUGAACACUGUGGAGAUUAGGACGUAAGGCGUAUUAAAGUAUUAUGCAAACCGACAAUUUUGUCUUUGACUCUACUGCUCAGCCGCCCCUCCCAGCCGUACGCGCGCGCUCCUCUACUCGACCUGCAGCCGAUCAGCGAGCGCCAACGUACUAAUGCUCCCUCGCCAACACCACUAACACAGGCGAGUGCUUACUAACCGCUGUGCGCUCGUGCAGCACACCGAGAUGCUUGCUCGCGCACUGAUCGC
Messenger RNA from Phymastichus coffea, 2697 nucleotides. RefSeq names its product death-associated protein kinase 3-like. The transcript is spliced from 7 exons. The record is from RefSeq and is a predicted model, not a curated record. Gene Ontology annotation, biological process: intracellular signal transduction; positive regulation of apoptotic process; protein phosphorylation. Gene Ontology annotation, cellular component: nucleus. Lineage: Eukaryota; Metazoa; Arthropoda; Insecta; Hymenoptera; Eulophidae. Gene Ontology annotation, molecular function: ATP binding; protein serine/threonine kinase activity. Bases 296 to 2083 code for a protein of 595 amino acids.